Molecule: messenger RNA, 1696 nt
Organism: Ananas comosus (pineapple)
Lineage: Eukaryota; Viridiplantae; Streptophyta; Magnoliopsida; Poales; Bromeliaceae
Product: AT-hook motif nuclear-localized protein 17-like
Exons: 1
Coding region: 312-1235 (307 amino acids)
Cellular component (GO): nucleus
Molecular function (GO): DNA-binding transcription factor activity; minor groove of adenine-thymine-rich DNA binding
Source: RefSeq, a predicted model, not a curated record
CCCCGCUCCCCCCGACUUCGCUGUCGAUCUCCUCUUCUUAAGUGCUUAAACACAUCUGUAAUAUAUACAUCCCAACUCUCUUUUAUCUCCUUCUAAGAUCUAAGAACCCACCCACUUCACUGUACCCUAUAUAUAUAUAUAUAGAUGCACAUAUAUACAUAUAUAUAUAAUAAUUCUCACCCCCCUUCCUCUCUGGUUGCUUUCCAAGUAGAAAAAUACUCAGAAUAGAAACCCGUCGAUCCCCAUCUCCUCCUCUUUCCUUUUAUACAUAGAUACGGAAGAAGGAAGGAUCUGUAAUCUCGACCUUUCGGAUGCUGUUCAGUAGCGACUUCCUCACGGGCAUGAAGAGCAAGUACGAUGUUGAUAGGAUCAAGGGCGGCGUCUUCGGGGUUCGCUCCGACGGCGGCGGCGGCGGCGGCGAGAUGAAGAAGGCGAGGAUGGAGGACGAUCAGGAGGCGAGGGAGGGCCGAUCCCGCGGCGGCGGCGACGGGGCGACGAUCGAGGUGGCGAAGCGGCCGCGGGGGCGGCCCCCGGGGUCGAAGAACAAGCCGAAGCCGCCCGUGGUGGUCACGCGCGAGGCCGAGCCCUCGGCGGCGAUGCGCCCCCACAUCCUCGAGAUCCCCGGCGGCCACGACGUCGCCGACGCCCUCGCCGCCUUCGCGCGCCGGCGCGGCCGCGGCGUCUCCGUCCUCAGCGCCAGCGGCGCCGUCGCCAACGUCACCCUGCGCCAGCCCUCCUCCUCGCCGUCUCCGGCGCCGGGCGCGGCGGGGGCCACCGUGGGCUUCCGCGGCCGGUUCGAGAUCCUGUCGAUGUCGGCGGCGUUCCUCCCCCCCGCGGUGGCGGCGCUCUCCCCCGCGUCGGCGGCGGCGGGGCUGUCGAUCUCGCUGGCGGGUCCGCAGGGGCAGGUGGUGGGGGGCACGGUCGCGGGCCCGCUGGUGGCCGCGGGGACGGUCACGGUGGUGGCCGCCGCCUUCUCCAACCCCACCUUCCACCGCCUCCCCGCCGAGGACGACGCCUCCGCCUCCGCCUCCCUCUCCCUCUCCGGCGACGCCGACAGCCACCACGACCGCGAAAUCCCCGACCACCACCACCCCCACCACCACCACCGCCACCCCCCGCCGCAGCCGAUGGCGCCGGGGGAUCAGUCGUGCGGGAUGUCCAUCUACAGCGGCCACCUCCCCUCGGAUGUCAUUUGGGCGCCCACCGCCCGCCCUCCGCCUCCGCCGCCUUAUUAAUUAAUUCCCCCGAAUCACUCCCUCGUCAUAUCGUGUCUUCCUCCGAUCUCUCUCUUUCUCUCUCGCCUCUCGCCUCUCGCCUCUCGCCUCUCGCCUCCCUCAAUAAUGUAAGAUCGCUGCUGCUUCUCUACUUCGUUUCUUAUUUCAUAGUGCUAAGAAGAUAGGCUUCUACCAGUAGUACAUGUAGCUUGCGUAGACUUAGUGCAUUUGUUUGUUGCUGUAGUUUUUCUUUAUAUUUUAUAGCCACUUCGCUCGAACAUCUUAUAUAUGUAUAUGACUUCACGUUGCCGCUUCAAUCUUGAGGUAGUGCGUGGUGUUCUUUCCUCUUUUCUUUGUUUUUCCUCUCCAUGCGUGUUUGUCGGCGACACUGGAGGUCUUACUUUUGAGCAUUAAUUCGACGGAUUUGAAUACUACAGAGGGAGGAUAUAAUUGAGAUAGGGGUUCGAAGAUAGAUUAUGAAA